AUGGGCACUGCUGAAGAACCCACCUGGCUCCAGCUGCCACAGAAGGACUCCCACCCCCGGGGACUUCUCUGCUGCCCACAGGAUGGGAGCCGGGAGGUUGGGGGCCCGGCCAUGAAAGAAUGCGGCCCCUCCCAGCAGAAGGACAGCCCCGCACCCUCCAGGCAGAGCCCUGACCACAGCACCAGCAUGGACUCCAGGCUCAGUGGCCCUGCGGGGCCUGGGGCAGUGGCCACUUGCUCUGAGGGCCCUGCUGGGAGCCUGGGACAACCUUCCCAAAGCUGCAGCCCACUUCAGGAGUUGGCUACCCAGGAGGCAGCAGCCUCACGAGCAGCCCCAGCCUCAGGGACAGUGACUGCUUCCUCGUGUGGGCAGCCCGAGCCUGGGUCCUCAGAGAACACAAACCCCACGUUCUUGGAGAAGAUGGAUUCUGAGUCAGCGGAGCAGGCAGAUUCCACACCCAUGGGAAAGUCAGAGCCUGCCGGUCUUGUGGCUCCUGGGGGAGCAUCGCUCCCGGCCCCAGGAGAGGAAGAUGGAACACACAUGCAGAAGGUAGAAGCCAUGUGCGCCAGUAAGGGGGUUCCGGUGUCCCCAAGGAAGGAGGAUGCUGGGUCCCCCAGAGAGGUGGAUCCCGUGUUGCCAAGACAGGAGGAGCCCACGUGUUCCAGAAAUGAGCAUCCCAAGUCCUCUGGGCAGGUGGACCCAGCCUCUGGGGACAAAGCGGCGCCUGCAAGAGAGGCAGAUACGUCCACAGAACACGCUAAGCUGGGGCCCUUGCGCUCUGCAGAGUCAGCAAGCGGGCCUGUGGCCUCUGGGACAGCUGCUGCAGUGCUGGGCUCCUCCAGAGAGAUGGACCCUGCACCCAGGGGACACAUGGAAACUGUAACCUCUGCGAAGCAGGACCCUGGGCUCCUGAGAAAGGAGGACCCUCCCCCCUCUGGAGAGGGAGGUGCUGGGUCUGAGAGGAUGGCCAAGAAGGAGGUGUCCACUGGCCAGGGGGAACCUCUGCUCCCAGGAGAGCCAGAAACCGCAUCUCUGAAACCAGGGGACCUCCCGGCCUCCGGCAAAUGGGACCCUGCAGAGCCCUGGUCUCCUGGGCAGGUGGAGUGUAAGUCUGAGGGCAAGAUACACCCCUCCCCCUCCCAAGGGGCGGAUCCCAUGAUUGCAGAAACCAGGAAAAUGACGCCUCCUGGACAAGGGAAUCCCAAGCCUUCUGGAAAGGCCGGCCCGGCGUCCUCCCACCCCGGGGAUCCUCCGUCCUCCGGGAGGGUGGUGGAUCCGCCAUCUUCUCGGGGGAAAGGAGAGCCCCCGGCCCUGGAGAAGGAGGGUCCUGCGGCCCCGACCCAGAUGGAUGCCACCAGCGGGGCCAGAGUGGAAGCUGAGCGCUGUGCGCCUGUGAAGGCUGUGCCUUCAGAAUCGGGGGCCGCCGUGGCCUCAGGACAAACACACCCGGUGGUGGAGGUGUCUUCGUCCUCGGCGAAGGUGGACCGCGGGACCCCGGGAAAUGCAGAAGCUGGCCCGGGGCCCAAGGCCGGACCUCUGCCUUUAGAGCAGGCCAGUGCCGUGCCUGACGCCAAGGUGGAGCCCGGGACCUUUGGGAAGACAGAGCUGAAGUCAGGGGACAAGGCAGAGGCACAGCGCCGCGGGCCGGGGGCUGCAGCAUCUUUGCCAAAGGAGGGGACCCUGGCCACGGAGAAAGCGGAUCCCAAAUCCUCAGGAAAGGAAGAGGCCUCCGUGUCUCCGGGAAAAGCAGAGUCCCUGCCUUCAGCGCAGGGGGCACCCCUGACUGUGCAGCAGGUGCAGUCGUCCUCCCAGCAAUCAGACCGCAAAACCUGCGGCUCAGUCCCUUGUGCCGGGGGUGCAGGGAGCAGCGAGAGUCGCACAAGGUCAGAGACGGCGGCGGCCAGCGGCAAGGUCUCCAGCCUGAGCCCCAAAGACCUGGCGGCAGUGGAGGCCACUGCGCCCCCGGCGGGGCCGCGGACUCGCGACAAUUUCACCAAGGCGCCGUCGUGGGACGCGAGCGCUCCGCCGCCGCGCGAGGACGCGGGCACGCAGGCCGGAGCGCAGGCCUGCGUCUCGGUGGCCGUGAGCCCCAUGUCUCCGCAGGACGGCGCGGGUGGCCCGGCCUUCAGCUUCCAGGCGGCACCGCUCGCGCCCAGCCAGUCUCCCGGGCCGCCCUCGCGCCGCGACGCGGGCCUGCAGGUGUCACUGGGUGCCGCCGAGACGCGCUCCGUGGCCACCGGGCCCAUGACACCACAGGCUGCAGGGCCGCUGCCCGCUGCGCCACCCGCCUUCCCCGAAGUGCGGGUGAAGCCCGGAUCCGUGCUGGCGGCCGCUGUGGCUCCGCAGGAGGCGGCCGAGCCCGUGCGCGACGUCAGCUGGGACGAGAAGGGCAUGACGUGGGAGGUGUACGGGGCCUCCAUGGAAGUGGAAGUGCUGGGCAUGGCUAUCCAGAAGCAUCUGGAGCGACAGAUCGAGGAACACGGCCGCCAAGGGGCGCCCCCGCCGCCUGCCGCGGCCGCUGCAGCAGCCGCCCGCGCUGGCCCUGGCCGAGCGGGCUCGGUCCGAGCCGCGUCCCAGGAUGGCGCAGCUAAGCGUCCGCCGGGCCUGUUCCGCGCGCUGCUACAGAGCGUGCGCCGGCCGCGGUGCUGCUCGCGGGCGGGACCCACGGCCGAGUGA
Ochotona curzoniae (black-lipped pika) is the source of this 2676-nucleotide messenger RNA. It is a transcript of the gene GPRIN1, whose product is annotated as G protein regulated inducer of neurite outgrowth 1. Gene Ontology annotation, cellular component: plasma membrane. Gene Ontology annotation, biological process: neuron projection development. Bases 1 to 2676 code for a protein of 891 amino acids. The record is from RefSeq and is a predicted model, not a curated record. NCBI's taxonomy places the organism in Eukaryota, Metazoa, Chordata, Mammalia, Lagomorpha, Ochotonidae. The transcript has a single exon.